Uncinocarpus reesii 1704 is the source of this 468-nucleotide messenger RNA. Its product is annotated as heat-stable 19 kDa antigen. NCBI's taxonomy places the organism in Eukaryota, Fungi, Ascomycota, Eurotiomycetes, Onygenales, Onygenaceae. The transcript is spliced from 2 exons. Bases 1 to 468 code for a protein of 155 amino acids. The record is from RefSeq and is a predicted model, not a curated record.
AUGAAGCUCUCCUUCUUCACCGCAAUCACAACCGCUCUCCUCGUUCCUUUCAGCUCUGCCGCCGCACUCGCCGGUCCCGUUACCCUCAGCUACGACACGCAAUACGAUAAUGGGGGCCUUGACCUUACCCACGUUGCCUGCUCCGACGGAAGCAACGGGAUGAUUCGCAAAGGCUACAGAACCGCCGGCAGCCUGCCUAACUUUCCCCACAUCGGAGGAGCCUUCACCGUCGAGAAGUGGAACAGCGUCAACUGCGGCAAGUGCUAUAAAGUGACCUACAAGGGCAAAUCCGUCCAUAUCCUUGCGAUCGAUCACAGCAAUGCCGGCUUCAAUAUCGCCAAGAGGUCGAUGAACGAAUUGACAAACGGGCAAGCAGACCAACUGGGCCGGAUUCAAGUGACUUAUGAGAACGCUCCCUUGUCGGCGUGCAAGAUUUUUUUGCUUUGCUUAUUCUCAAUGAAUCAAUAG